Molecule: messenger RNA, 699 nt
Organism: Vollenhovia emeryi
Lineage: Eukaryota; Metazoa; Arthropoda; Insecta; Hymenoptera; Formicidae
Gene: mRpL35
Product: 39S ribosomal protein L35, mitochondrial
Exons: 4
Coding region: 67-627 (186 amino acids)
Biological process (GO): translation
Cellular component (GO): mitochondrion; ribosome
Molecular function (GO): structural constituent of ribosome
Source: RefSeq, a predicted model, not a curated record
AGGGGGGGCCAAACAGCUGGCCACGGUCCGCGGCCGGAAUCGGGACGGAACUGCGCGAAAAGAAGAAUGCUGCGUGCGGUGGGCGCGGCGCUGCGAGGAAUCGCAGCGAGGGUGACGAGUACGAGUACAGCGAGUUGCAUUGCUCCAAGAUGCAAUCCUGUUUUGAACUCCGUGCAGCACAGAGGGUUCGGGGCGCUGUCGAUCGCUGUCCAGAAAUGGGCUGUUGGACUUACGCAACAAAAGUCAUUACUAAACCAUGCGGCGACGGAAAAUCGUCUAGCUUUGCCGGCGGGACCUAUUAACGUGCCAGCGCGAACGGUAAUCAAGUUCUCUAUGACCAAAGGGAAGCGGCGGACCGUCAAGACGGUGUUAGACCGUUUCUACCGAUUGCACUGGGGUAUCUGGAUCAGAACAAUGGCGGGCCGCCAUAACAAGCUGUGGACGAAAUCGUCCGCCAGGAAGAAGAGGCUACGGCGGCAUGUUUUCUGCAACGCCACGCAGUCGACGAUGCUGGACAAGAUGACGUCCAAGUACUGGCGCAGACGGCACUAUUACGUCGACGACCCGUACGAGCCGUAUCACAAUCGCGAGGAGUUCGCGAUCACCCGGAAGAAACCGUUACCUUAAUCCCUGUCAGACUGUUAAUUGCUAGGUUGUAAGCUUUCGAUUUAAGGGGUAUUAAAGAUCAUGUUGUCAAAG